AUGCGUUUGUCGUCGUUCGUUGCUUCGCCCUUAUCAUGCCUUUUUAUUUCUGCGUUCGUUUUUUCCCCUUGUGCAAGCGCUCAGGAUCGUACCACCGAGCAGGGAGAAGCUCAAAUUUCAGAUCCUAACAUAGAAUGCACGCCAUAUCAAUAUCCCCCCGUCGGUAAUGCCAAAAACAAUUUUCCUUUGAGUUGGACAGUAGCUACGAUUUUAUCCAGCGACUCCGAUGCUCAAUCGAAAUACCAAAGUAUCGAGAGUCUAAUCCCAAACAUCCCCCCAAAGGGAACACAGCCGCAAUCUCUAGUCGGCAAUUGGGGAAACAUCACAUAUGAUCCCAGUGAUCCUGAUUGUUGGUGGACGUUCGAGAAGUGUACCACUCCUAAGGUCCCGGGUAUUCCAGAUGAUAUAGCUGGACUCCCAGAGCCAAAUACUCUUGGAUAUGGCUUCGACGAUGGCCCAAACUGCUCGCAUAACGCUUUCUACGACUUUUUGCAGUCAAGAGAUCAGACGGCCACAAUGUUUUAUAUCGGCAGUAACGUCAUGGACUGGCCUCUUGAAGCCCAGCGUGGUUUAGCAGAUGGACAUGAGAUUUGCGUUCAUACUUGGUCUCAUCGUUAUAUGACCUCUCUCACGAAUGAUGAAGCUUUCUCAGAGCUUUGGUACAGUGGCAUAACAAAACAGAUGCAGAUCAUCAAACUAGUUAUCGGCGUGACGCCUACUUGCUGGAGGCCUCCCUUCGGUGAUGUCGACGACCGCAUUCGAGCAAUUGCCAAUGCCCUUGGCUUAACGACCAUCAUGUGGCAAUAUGACUCAAAUGACUGGCGUGUUGGUAGUGGAAAUAUCACUGAAGCAGACAUUGAUGCCAACUACAUGGAUCUCAUCGCUGCCGCACAAAACGGUACCUUCGGCGCGUCUGGCACAAUGAUGCUUACUCAUGAGUUGAACAAUUUCACGAUGUCUGAGGCCGUCAAAUUCUACGACCAGUUGGCUUCCGCGUUUUCUUACCUCGUCCCAGUCGGCGUGGCCUUCAAUGUUAGCAAUCCUUACGUCGAGGAUGGAUACACGCUUCCCUCCUUUGCAGAGUAUAUCGCUGGUACGCAUACCGGGUCAGUUACUGGGAGUGGCGAUGGUGACACCAUCGGUGGAUCUUCGGACAGCUCUGGGACUGGCGGCAGUAUUCCAUCCGGGAACUCGACAAUCACGAGUAAGAGCGGGGCAGCCAUAGUCUCGCUUAGUCACGUUGGCUCGUUCGCAAGUGCUGCUGUUCUCAUUACAGGAAUCCAGUUUAUGUUGUGA
This is a messenger RNA of Pisolithus orientalis, 1296 nucleotides long. Its product is annotated as carbohydrate esterase family 4 protein. The transcript has 10 exons. Gene Ontology annotation, biological process: carbohydrate metabolic process. Gene Ontology annotation, molecular function: chitin deacetylase activity. The record is from RefSeq and is a predicted model, not a curated record. Bases 1 to 1296 code for a protein of 431 amino acids. Lineage: Eukaryota; Fungi; Basidiomycota; Agaricomycetes; Boletales; Pisolithaceae. Gene Ontology annotation, cellular component: membrane.